Molecule: messenger RNA, 1131 nt
Organism: Adelges cooleyi (spruce gall adelgid)
Lineage: Eukaryota; Metazoa; Arthropoda; Insecta; Hemiptera; Adelgidae
Product: 15-hydroxyprostaglandin dehydrogenase [NAD(+)]-like
Exons: 6
Coding region: 235-1017 (260 amino acids)
Cellular component (GO): cytoplasm
Molecular function (GO): oxidoreductase activity, acting on the CH-OH group of donors, NAD or NADP as acceptor
Source: RefSeq, a predicted model, not a curated record
AACUGCUUGAAGGUUACACAACAGAAAAACAACUGAAGAAAUAAUAUUUUAAGCUGUAUUUUGAUAAAUAGAAGUACUAAUAGAGUCUACCCAAUACAUGACAGUUUUAGUGUAGUUAACAAUAUUCUAAAAGUUUAUAUCGACCUAAUUAAUUUCACGAUAAAUACAUUUUUACUCUUGUUUAAUCUAAAAAAUAAUUUUAGAUUUUCAAUAUUAAAAUAGCUAUUACACGCCAUGGAGAUUGGAAACCUAGUGGCCAUAGUUACUGGCGCUGCAUCUGGAAUCGGUUAUGCUUUUACCAAAUUCUUACUUCAGAAUAAUGUGAAGGUGGCACUCUGCGACAUAAACAUUAAACAAUGUCAGUCUGUUGCUAAUGAAUUUUCGAAAAUCUACGACAGCAAUAACAUUUUAGCUUUACAAUGUGACGUUACCGAUCAAGAUCAUUUUGAAAUUGCAUUUAAAUCAUGUAUAAAUCAUUUUAAGAGAUUAGACAUUGUUGUCAACAACGCAGGAAUAUUUAACGAAUCGAUGGAAAAUUGGGAAUCUACAAUGAACAUUAAUUAUGGAGGAGUCGUUAGGGGCACUAUGUUGGCAAUUAAGUAUAUGGGCGCCCCGUAUGGCGGUAAGGGAGGAACUGUUGUCCAGACUGCAUCCAUAGCAGCUUUUUUACCGGGAGCAAUAGCUCCUAUGUAUAGGUCUACAAAAAGAGCUGUCGUGGAAUACACUAGAGCAAUCGGAGCCCCGGCAUCAUUCGAACAUUUGAAUGUCAGAAUUAUGGCAUUGUGUCCUGGGUUCGUGGACACACCACUCAUUAAAGACCACACGCCUGAUCAAUAUUUAAUCAAAGAUUUCUGCCAAUUAGGCAAAGAAACAAUGGACAAGUUUCCCGUGCAAACGCCCGAUAAUGUUGGUAAAGCGUUGAUUGAAAUACUAAAAUAUGGCACUACCGGCGAUUGUUGGAUAGUCGAAAACAAUGAAAAUCCGAGACCAGCCAAUAUGCCGAACGUUCCAUACUAGUUUUUGUUGUUACAUUUAUUACAAUAAAGAAAUAUAUUUCAUAAAAAAAAACAUGUUUUAUCGAAAGUACUAUUAUUUGUUGUCUGUUGGUUAUAAUAAAAUGUGUUUGAUAAA